Molecule: messenger RNA, 1236 nt
Organism: Zophobas morio
Lineage: Eukaryota; Metazoa; Arthropoda; Insecta; Coleoptera; Tenebrionidae
Product: zinc finger protein 239-like
Exons: 3
Coding region: 75-1166 (363 amino acids)
Biological process (GO): regulation of transcription by RNA polymerase II
Cellular component (GO): nucleus
Molecular function (GO): DNA-binding transcription factor activity, RNA polymerase II-specific; zinc ion binding
Source: RefSeq, a predicted model, not a curated record
UUGAUUGUCUCAUUCCUAACUGUCAAACGUCAACCUCCACAACACAAAAACAAGCGUUAAUAAAAUUAAAUAGCAUGGAGGGUUUAAUAAUUCACGAUUUGAGUAAAAUCUGUCGGGUUUGUUUAUCAGAAAACGACCACAUGUUUUCGAUUUAUAGUGAGGUCUACGAGGAACACACCCAAGAAGAAAUUCCCUGUGUGUACGAAAUUUUAACAAAUGUGUUGUCUCUGAAGAUUCAAAACAAUGAUGGUUUGCCGUCCAUGAUCUGCAUGAAGUGUGUAGAACUGGCCCAUGUGUCGUUCAAAUUCCAAAAACAGUGCAGCCGCUCCCAGGCCGCUUUAGAAACGUAUUUAAAACAAUGUUCACAAGUAAAGUCAAUCGAAGAAAGCGUAUUUUUGGUGGACGAAGGCGUCAAAAAUGACCAAGACGCGUUAAAGCAGACGGAAAAUGAGCCAAUUAGUAAAACAAGCAGCGAAAAGAGUUAUAGUUGCACGAUUUGUGACAAAUCCUACAAGUACUCUAACAGUCUUCGCGUGCACAUGCGCAACCACACUCAAGAAAAACCCUACACUUGUAAAACUUGCGGUAAAAGUUUCAAACAGUGCAGUUCUCUGCUUUACCACAAUCGUAGUCACACGGGUGAGCAACCCUACGUUUGUAAACUAUGUGGAAAAAGAUAUAGACAGUCGGGGACUUUGACGGCGCAUAUGAGGGUCCACACGGGUCAGAAACCCUUCCUGUGUUCCAUAUGUGGUAGAGGUUUCAGGCAAGCGCCUGAUUUAGGGUACCACAUGAGAUCACACACCAAAGAAAAACCCUACAUGUGUAAUGUAUGCGGGAAAACGAUGUCAAUGCAGUCGCAUUUAGUACAACAUAUGAGGAUUCACACUGGAGAGAAACCCUUUAAGUGCGAUGUAUGUGACAAAGCAUUCCCGUCGUCCACUAGAUUGAAACGACACGCCAUCAUUCACACUAGUUUGAAACCCUACACUUGUGAAGUGUGCUCAAAGUCGUUCAAUCGGAUGAGUAGUCUGAAAGUACAUGGGAAAAUACACACGGAUGAAAGGGCGCAUGUGUGCCCGAUUUGUAACAAAGGGUUUAUCCAAGCGCAUGCGCUUCGGUCGCAUUUGACGUCACACUCGUCGGAGUUGGGGUAUUUGCUAUGAGUGCGUUGGAUAGCCUGUAGCGAAAAUUAAUUCAGUGUAGUUAAGUCUGACAAUAUACAUAUAUAUUAUU